Messenger RNA from Paramormyrops kingsleyae, 1139 nucleotides. RefSeq names its product serine/arginine-rich splicing factor 7. Gene Ontology annotation, molecular function: RNA binding; zinc ion binding. The record is from RefSeq and is a predicted model, not a curated record. Lineage: Eukaryota; Metazoa; Chordata; Actinopteri; Osteoglossiformes; Mormyridae.
CCCCCUCGAGGGCUGAGGACGGGAGCGCGACGGGAGUUGAGACUCUCGCUGCGGCUGGCGCUCUUUAAGCGUCUCUGUCGCCGAGGAGCGGUCGCCGAAGAGCCACCGGCCCGAGUAUCAUGUCCAGAUACGGGCGCUACGGAGGAGAAACUAAGGUUUACAUUGGUAACCUUGGGACAGGUGCGGGGAAAGGAGAACUAGAGCGAGCAUUCAGUUAUUAUGGACCUUUGAGAACAGUGUGGAUUGCUAGGAAUCCUCCAGGGUUUGCCUUUGCGGAAUUUGAAGAUCCGAGGGAUGCAGAAGAUGCUGUCCGCGGCCUGGAUGGAAAGAUAAUCUGUGGGUCCAGAGUUCGAGUCGAGCUGUCUACAGGAAUGCCGAGGCGCUCUCGGUACGACCGCCCCCCCAUCCGGCGGCCUUUUGACCCCAACGACAGAUGCUACGAAUGUGGCGAGAAGGGUCACUAUGCCUAUGACUGUCACCGUUACAGUCGACGUCGGAGGAGCAGGUCUAGGUCCCGGUCCCGGUCACACUCCAGGUCCCGGGGAAGGAGGUACUCCCGCUCGCGCAGCCGGAGCCGUGGAAGGAGGUCAAGAUCGUUUUCUCCCAGGAGAUCUAGAUCUGUAACUCCCAAGAGAUCCAGGUCAAGAGCAAGAUGUAGAUCAAGGUCCAGAUCAGGCUCUCGUCGAAGGAGCAGGUCUGGCUCGGGGGGUAGAUCCAAAUCCAGCUCUCCAAACAGGAGCCAAUCGAAAUCUAGAUCAUCACCUUCAAAACGAAGCCGGUCCCCUUCAGGAAGCCCUCGCAGGAGUGAGAGUCCAGAGAAAGAUCAUUAAACUUUUAUCAAGGUGUAUCUUUUAGAAAUUUAAGUGAUUUGCUUACAUAACAAGGGAAUCUGAGGAUUUAAUUUGAGUGUUGGUUUAUGUUGGUUUAUGUUCUUCCUGGUUUGUACUGCAUUUUUUUUUUUAUUUUCUCUAGUUUUUAAACAUAAAAACAUGGUAGGCAAACUGGAUCCCAGACUUUUUUUAAGGGAUACAUUAUAUUUCUAUUCUACAAGUGGUUUGUGAUGCUGUAGAAAAUGUGUAUGGGCUUUUUUGUAUGUUUACAUUAAAGUUGAAACUUCUAGCUGAACCAUCAGAGUGGAA